Molecule: messenger RNA, 378 nt
Organism: Cooperia oncophora
Lineage: Eukaryota; Metazoa; Nematoda; Chromadorea; Rhabditida; Trichostrongylidae
Source: the annotation of a GenBank genome assembly
AUGGGAGAUACUAACAAACCUAAAUCGUACAUGCUUCUGGCCGGACGAGUUUUAUUGAUAUUCAUGUUCACCUCGUUGCUACACUUCGAAAUGAGUUUCUUGCAGGUGAUUGAAAUUGUUGUCGGAUUUGCUCUGAUUAUGCUUGUAUGUGUUGGUUACAAGACAAAGUUGUCCGCUAUGCUUCUUGUUGUAUGGUUGUUUGGCCUCAACCUAUGGCUUAAUGCUUGGUGGACUGUCCCAGCUGAUCGAUUUUACCGUGAUUUCAUGAAGUACGACUUCUUCCAGACAAUGUCUGUUAUCGGAGGUAUGCGCAUUUGGAAGCAAUUUCUCGAUUUCAUAGAAGUAACUGUCGCAGUAAGUAGAGAACCGGGGCGUUGA